Halichondria panicea is the source of this 2035-nucleotide messenger RNA. RefSeq lists its product as uncharacterized. NCBI's taxonomy places the organism in Eukaryota, Metazoa, Porifera, Demospongiae, Suberitida, Halichondriidae. Bases 344 to 1021 code for a protein of 225 amino acids. Gene Ontology annotation, molecular function: protein binding. The record is from RefSeq and is a predicted model, not a curated record. The transcript is spliced from 6 exons.
UAUAGUGAGUUAGUAUGUUGUCCACUCUACCCAAGUCAGUCGAUGCAUGUACACUAUAUAGAUCUAGCUGCUGCAAAAGAUAAUUUAGUUUACAGGCAAAUUUAAGGUCUUCAAUAGCAUCUGGUUUUCACUCCAUUCUUUUGAUUGUAGAUCUAUAUGUUUUCUUUCACUUUGUUCUAUAAUCAGGCUCAGCAUGCAGUCAGCAAUCAACCACAAAAUGCAUUUAAGAAAUAUGAUUCUUACCAAUCAUUCUUGUGUGGAUAUAAUUAUAGACUAGCUAGAUCUAUAUAUAAACUGGAAUGGAUCUAUCUAGUCUAACAGUAAACUGUUUUGUUUUCAAGGGAUGUAUUUAAUUUUCAGUCUCAGUCUAUUGAUUUCUACAGUCUCUACCAUUCAGUUGACAUCCAGCAGUGGUGAUGGUGCGGCAUGUCCAAAUGACCCUGUUGUCUUCACCUGCUCUGUGAGUGGAACUGUUCUACAAUGGAUAGCUGAUCCUCCACCUGGCUAUGUUGUAUCUGGGCAGGUGAGACAACUUUUAUUCUCUAUUUCUGGUAUUCUACUGCCUGCUGGAGUUGAAGGGUUCAUGUUUCAAGCUGCUGUAAUGAAUACAAGUAAUGGUACUCUUACCUCCACUCUCACCACAAUCACUGAGGUGUCCUUGCUGAAUGGCAGUGUUGUUACCUGUUCCAGCGGUGGAACAAUGGAGUCACGAUCAAUCACAGUGGCCGAGCCUCCAUCGUCUCCAUCAACUCCAAUAUUGGCUUCACAACAUAAUGUAGUUAGUUCCACUAUUAUCACUCUGGACUGGGACCCUCCCUCCUCUACUGGUGGUGUGUCUGUCAGCUAUGUCCUCAUCAUCUCUCCAACACCUCUCUCUGGGUCACCAGUCACUGUGGACACGACCUCAACACAGAUCAUUAGUUCUUACAAUAUUCCCUACACUGUGGCCAUCAGAGCUGUCAACUGUGCUGGAUUCAGUAGUGAUAAUAUUAUGAUGACGAUGAUUCCUUCUAUUGAGUGACCAUCAAUGACGCUCCUCCACUGCCUGCACUAGUAGGAUCAACACUAAGCUUCACGUGCAAUGAAGAGACGGUACCAGCAACCUGUGAGAGUAAUGGACGAUGGUCACCUGACCCCACCAGAUAUAUAACUGUCCCUCAGGUUAAGUAGAUCACUUUCAUGACUGUUACUAUCUGCCCCUUCCUUAGAGGUCACCUGUGGGCCUCCUGUCGCACCUUCCAGAGGCAGUGUGGACGUUAAGGGCCAGACAUCACCCUUUUUGAUGGACUCAGUGAUAAACUUUCGUUGUGACAAGGGACUUUUCCCAGCGGGUGAUAUGUCCAGUAUAUGUGACAGUGUAGGAGGAGUGGGAAUUUGGAGACCAGACACUAAUACAAUUUGCAGAGACAUACCUGUCAACUGCUCUCUACCCAAGGAACCAUCCAACGGUGAACUAUGAGAGGUUGAAUGAGGCAGUGUUGGAGGGAACAGUGCUGACUUACCAGUGUGACAAUGGACUCUCACUGACUGGACCCAACACCAUCACUUGCACUAAUGCUGGAGUCUGGAGCACUGAGCCUGAGGCAAUCAUGUGUGUGUCACCAACUGAAGGUCCUACUACCACCUCCCUAUCCAUUGGUGCAGUUGCUGCUAUCAGCGUAAUUAUUACUUUCUUUGUGGCUGCCAUUCUUGGAUUCCUCACUGGACUCCUAGUGAUGCACCGUUGCUCUCGUAAGAAGGCGGUGUACUCUCUAGCAGCUAAAAGACAAGCUAAUGUAGGACCCACUGCACAGCCAGCUGGUCCGGUUUAUGAGGAGGUGUCACCUAAAGAGGAGAUGGAACUAAACACUAACCAGGCGUAUGGACCAGUGGGACUGUGAACCGUGCAUUUUGUUUUCCACUCAACGUAUACAUUGUCUUUCAGAAUACAUGUAUAAUUAUAGCUAGCUUUAAGGUAUAGUUGAGUUACGUAUUAUACAUCUGUUCAUUAAAACCAUCACAUGUUUUGUAUCAGUAUUAUCAAAUUAAAAUUAAA